GCAUAUAUACUCGAAGGACCCGGUUUGUUUAAAUGGAUAUGAGCAUCGUACUGGACUUUAUAUCCGAUGACCAAAUAUCCAGUGUUUGGGUAAAAUAUUUGCGACGCGAAUUAAACAUGCCUCACAUAUAUAAUAUCACGACGUUGGGCUGUAUAAAACCAUGGGCAAUGUGAUACUCUUAAUAUGACUAUUAUUAGUUCGGUGGAAUUAUACAUCCUUCACUAUCUGUCCUGUUAAACAAAUGGACCCAAAUAGUAGUUAGGCUAAAGAUUUGAACACCAUUUUUAGCACAUAGAGAAAAAAUAUGACGAGUCUUUUCUAUCUUUCACUGGUGAAUUGAAAAGGCCGCUAGUUAUUACAAGUGUGACUUUAGGCUCAUUUUGGCUUCUUGCAAUCCUCAUUGCAAUGUAUUGGUUCCAUAGACAAAAGAAAAUAAAGAGAGAGGAUCAUCUAAAGAUUGAGAGGUUCUUGGAGGAUUAUAAAGCUUUGAAGCCAGCAAGAUACUCUUAUGCCGAUAUCAAGAAAAUUACAAAUCAAUUUAAGGACAAAGUAGGCCAAGGAGGAUAUGGAACAGUUUAUAGGGGACAACUUUCCAAUGAUGUUCACGUCGCUGUUAAGAUACUCAAUAAUACUAAGGGAAAUGGCGAAGAGUUCAUUAACGAAGUGGGAAUAAUUGGUACAAUCCACCACAUCAAUGUGGUUCACUUAGUUGGAUAUUGUGCUGAUGGAUUUAGAAGAGCUCUUAUAUACGAGUUCUUACCAAAUGAUUCCCUAGAAAAGUUUACAAUAUCUGAUCGCGACAAGCAUUUACUUGGUUGGAAAAAGCUUCUAGAAAUUGCUAUGGGUAUAGCUAAAGGUAUUGAGUAUCUUCACCAAGGGUGUGAUCAACAAAUCCUUCAUUUCGACAUUAAACCACAUAACAUUUUGUUUGACGAGAACUUGAAUCCGAAGAUAACGGAUUUUGGUCUAGCAAAGUUGUGUUCAAAGGAACAAAGUGUUGUAUCCAUGACUACUGCUCGCGGUACCAUUGGCUAUAUUGCACCGGAAGUGUUCUCAAGGAACUUUGGGAAUGUAUCAUGCAAAUCAGAUAUUUAUAGUUUCGGAAUGUUGUUGCUUGAAAUGGUAGGAGGGAAGAAGAAUUUUGAUGUUAUGGUCAAUAGCACCAACCAAAUUUACUUUCCUGAAUGGAUUUACAAUCGUUUGGAUAGUGGAGAAGAGCUAAGAAUCCGUAUUCAAGAUGAAGGAGAUGCCAAGAUUGCAAAGAAGUUAGCAAUUGUGGGACUUUGGUGCAUUCAAUGGUAUCCAGUUGAUAGGCCUUCAAUAUAUGUUGUGAUUCAAAUGCUGGAAGGAGACGGAGACACUCUAAUCAAGCCUCCCAAUCCAUUUGUCUCCGCAAAUCCACCAAGGGUCACAGGACAAGCUAGCAGAAGGCCUCAUAACAACGAGUUGGAAACUCUUGUUGAGUGUGAGCGAGAAAGAUAUAUAGUCUCUAUCUGUUGUAUCGUUGAGCCUAAGUAGAAAUCUCCCUAUCAUCAAUUGACAUGUGACAAAAUUUUGACCUACCAAUGUAUAGCCUUGGCAUACAACAUUUAUUGCGCUUCGAGCUGGGUUAUUUG
This is a messenger RNA of Rhododendron vialii, 1616 nucleotides long. RefSeq names its product rust resistance kinase Lr10-like. Lineage: Eukaryota; Viridiplantae; Streptophyta; Magnoliopsida; Ericales; Ericaceae. Gene Ontology annotation, biological process: protein phosphorylation. The coding region runs from base 406 to 1518 and encodes 370 amino acids. Gene Ontology annotation, molecular function: protein kinase activity; ATP binding. The record is from RefSeq and is a predicted model, not a curated record. The transcript has a single exon.